Molecule: messenger RNA, 418 nt
Organism: Rotaria sp. Silwood2
Lineage: Eukaryota; Metazoa; Rotifera; Eurotatoria; Philodinida; Philodinidae
Source: the annotation of a GenBank genome assembly
AUGUUAUCGAAAUCCUUAUCUGAUGCGGACAAAUUUGUACAAUUAUUGGAUACAUCUGAAAAACUGAAAUAUGUUCGUACCUAUGCACAUUUACUCAAUAAUGUGUUUUAUUUAAAAUUGGAAGAAUCUUUCUGGGAACAUUACAAACAAGUAUGCAUAUCUGAAUCGAUCUGGUCUUCACCAAUGUUGAAAAAUAUUGCUAAAGAAAACAAUUUAUGUCGAUUUAAAUUUAAAACUCAAGUUCAAUUGGAAAAACAUUAUCAACUGAUUCAAAAACGACUUCGAACAACUGAAAAUAAUUUAAAUCAAGAAAUUAAUUCCCAAAAUUCACCUGCAUCAUCAAAUGAAUAUCAACUUGCUACUCAAACAAUCGAUGAAAAUCCUACACGAUCUAGUCGAAUACAAUUUUCACAUGAUG